Galendromus occidentalis (western predatory mite) is the source of this 1175-nucleotide messenger RNA. RefSeq names its product proline-rich protein 36. The transcript is spliced from 3 exons. Lineage: Eukaryota; Metazoa; Arthropoda; Arachnida; Mesostigmata; Phytoseiidae. The coding region runs from base 53 to 961 and encodes 302 amino acids. The record is from RefSeq and is a predicted model, not a curated record.
AAGCCGGAAGACGCUCGCGAAGGUCGUACGCUGUGGAGAAGUCACGCGUACCAUGGAUUCCAUCAAAAUCUUGUGUUUUUUGUGUCUCCUUUCCGUGGCGACAGCUGCACCGAUGCUCGGAUCGGUGAUCACGCGGGAUUCACACUCGGACGUCGACAAUCGAGCAGGGACGGGAGAUGCGGCUCCCGCUCCACCGGUUCACCACGUUGAGAAACGGUCAGCGGUCGUCAUCCACAAGGAGAUUGAGAUUGCAGAACCCCACCCGGGUAUUCUUAAGCGGACUGGUGAAGUUUUGCGCAUGGCCACUUUGCUGCCUGCGAAAAAACUGCAACUGGUCCGAAUGAUCGUGGUACCACUCGUCGACCAAACCCUCGCGCUACCCGUCAACCUGCUCGAAGGAGUCGCGAACCCCAAUCUGAAUCUAUCUGCAGUAGAAGGCCAAGCGUCCGCGGUUAUGCACAAAACGAUCGUCUCACCGAUUGGGGCAGUGCUCAAAUUCGGCGGGCACAAAUCACAUGCUCUGGGGCUUCAUCUGAAGCAUCACCUCGGGAAGUUGGGAGGCCUGCUCGCAAGCCCUUUCUACAAGAAGAAGGAAGUCAUCGUGGGACCGGACGGUAUGACGAAAACCCUGGAUAUCAAAACGCCGCUCAAAACAGCGAGCCUCGAGCUCAAAAUCUCUGCCAAUCCGCUUCUCACGACCACGCCAGCUCCGAUCCUUGCGGAAACCACAACCCCAGCUGCAGUCGAGGGCCUGGAGUCCGCAGGCGCUGACGAUCUCCUGACCACUGCAGCUCCACUUCCACCACCAGCGAUAACUGACCCCCCUAUCCUGGAGCCUCUGACGACCGAACCUCCAAUAAUCACUACUCCUCCACCCCCUCCGCCUCCUCCCCCCGCGAGCCUCGCUGUAGCAGGGCCCCCGAUCUGCGCAUUCGUUGAGCCUGAAGUAGUUCCUGCUUGAAUGUGUGGGCCCAACGGGCUGAUAUUGGAAACCUCAUGAGUCUAAACACUCGCAUGAUUUUAAUAGUUGCAUGAAUAACCUGCAUUAUACGGAAGUGAGAAAAGUUGUGAAGCUUCCAUGAACUGUUGACAGUCACUGAAUUGUGCAUUUCUUAAUGACAGCAAGUCUGCGACAAUAAAUAAUCAAUUUAUUCUUGUGUGAAUAUCCCAAGAAA